Messenger RNA from Rhinichthys klamathensis goyatoka, 5065 nucleotides. It is a transcript of the gene adamts12, whose product is annotated as ADAM metallopeptidase with thrombospondin type 1 motif, 12. The transcript has 24 exons. Bases 225 to 4793 code for a protein of 1522 amino acids. Lineage: Eukaryota; Metazoa; Chordata; Actinopteri; Cypriniformes; Leuciscidae. Gene Ontology annotation, molecular function: metalloendopeptidase activity. Gene Ontology annotation, cellular component: extracellular matrix. Gene Ontology annotation, biological process: extracellular matrix organization; proteolysis. The record is from RefSeq and is a predicted model, not a curated record.
GAUCUCCUCUCCUCCUGUGCGUGGAAACAGGAGGAAAGUCAGUCACUGGAAUCUCUCCUCCCACUCCACAUCAUAUUCCUUCAUUCUCUGUUCACUUUCCUUCUCCCAGAGGUCUCCUGCUUUCACCAGAAACUCCCCUCAGGACUGACUUUAACUAGUUCUUCGGCUUCAAUGCCGCAGAGCGUUUAUUUAACGUUACCCUUUUAAUUUUGCGUUGCAGAAACAUGCCAAGUCGGGUCAGCGUCGCGAUUUUGCGGUUUAAUUGUGUUUUUUUUCUGGCUGCGAGCCACGUCAAGAGCUCUGAACCGGACUACCUCUUUCCAGACACAGAACAAGAUCUCUUCAUCAAGCAACACUCUGAAUUUUAUGUGGAUCACCCAGAAAAAGUGGACGCGAAUGGAAAAUUCAUCUCAUACGCUUUAUCACAUCACUUCACUAACAUGCGACAUAAGAGGGACCUAAAUUCAGCGGAGAAGCGGGUGUAUUACAAACUCAACUACAAAGGUCGGGAGUACACUCUCAAUCUAACCACCAAUGACAACCUCUUCGCUAAUGAAUAUGUGUUGGAGAGACACAAUGGGAGUUUAAUGGAAAAGUGGCCACAAACAUCUGGGAACGGUGCCUGUCACCUUCUUGGCACAGUAACGGUUGAUAACAUGCCAAGUGUUAUCCGGACCGCCGCUAUCAGCACCUGUGAGGGACUGAGAGGGCUGUUAAAUUUACCGGAGGGGCCGUUAUUGAUCGAGCCGGUCCUUGGCCUCACCCCAAAUGUCACUCAUCCUCGACGCCCACAUGUGAUCUACCGGAGUUUAACCUGGAGCGCUCUCAGGCGGCGACGCAGCACUGACGCACACAGUGUUCACUAUAGUCCCUGCGGUGUCAAAGAUGGCUCCAAGUAUUCCCAACAGGUGGAGCAGGAGAGAGAGCGCUGGGAGCAGGAACAGCAGGGUGGGGAUCGCAGUGACGAAUGGAGUCGACCUCGGAGGAUCUCCCCUCGCUCCAUCAGCAAAGAGCGCUGGGUGGAGACCAUGGUGGUGGGCGACUCCAAACUCGUGGAGUACCACGGAAGUGGAAACGUUGAGUCCUACAUCUUUACCAUCAUGAACAUGGUGGCUGGAAUUUUUCACGAUGCCAGCAUCGGUAACGCAGUCCAUAUCAUAUUGGUCCGGCUCAUUCUGCUACAGAGAGAGGAAAAAGGGCUGAAGAUCGCUCACCACGCUGAUACGACUCUCAACAGCUUCUGUACAUGGCAGAAAAACCUCAAUCCUCAAAGUGACACUCAUCCUGCACACCAUGAUGUUGCUAUACUCAUCACACGGAAGGAUAUCUGCGCAGGCAUGAAUCAGCCGUGUGAGACGCUAGGCUUGUCUCACCUGUCAGGCAUGUGCCAGCCACAUCGCUCCUGCAAUAUCAACGAGGACUCAGGGCUACCGGUCGCUUUCACCAUCGCUCAUGAGCUUGGACACAGUUUCGGAAUCCAACAUGACGGUCAAGGGAAUGACUGUGAGUUAGUGGGGAGACAUCCCUUCAUCAUGUCCCGCCAGCUCCACUACGACUCCUCUCCUCUCACCUGGUCCUCCUGCAGCAAGGAGUACAUAACCCGCUUUCUCGAUCGUGGUUGGGGUUUCUGUCUGGAUGACCGUCCGUCUAAGAAGGGCCUCAGCACCCCGGGGGCGGCACCUGGAGUGCGAUACACACCCCAGCACCAGUGCCAGCUGCAGUACGGGCCCAACGCCACCUUCUGCUCAGAAGUGGAUAACGUGUGUCAAAUUCUGUGGUGCUCUAUAAAUGGGACGUGCCGCUCCAAACUGGACUCGCCAGUCGACGGAACCAAGUGCGGACCUGAGAAGUGGUGUAUCUCUGGUGAGUGUGUCAUCGUAGGGAAGUUACCGGAAACGGUGCAUGGAGGGUGGGGCCCCUGGAGCACCUGGUCCUUCUGCUCUCGGACCUGUGGAGCCGGCGUCCAGUCCGCAGACAGGGAAUGCAACAAGCCUAAACCUGAGUUUGGAGGGAAAUAUUGUACGGGUGAGCGGAAGCGCUACAGGAUUUGCAACACGAAGCCGUGUGCCAGAAAACAGCCCUCCUUUAGAGAGAUGCAGUGCAGUGAAUUUAACACUGUGCCUUACCACAAUGAACUCUACGAGUGGAUCCCUGUUGCGGCGACCUCGCGUCCAUGCGAGUUACACUGCAAGCCUGUGGAUGAGGACUUUUCUGAGAAGAUGUUGGAUGCGGUCACAGACGGGACGCCCUGCUUCAUGAUCAACAACAGCAGGAACGUCUGUGUCAAUGGUGUGUGCAAGGAGGUGGGUUGUGAUUUUGGCAUUAAUUCUAAUGCUAAAGAGGACAGCUGUGGCGUUUGUCUCGGUGACGGAUCCACUUGUGAGACGGUGAAGGAGAACUUUGUGAAGCUAGAUGGAUUUGGUUACAUGGACCUGGUUUUGAUUCCUAAGGGAGCUCGGGAUAUCUUCAUACAGGAAGUAGAAGAGGCUGGGAAUUUCCUUGCGAUCCGAGCGGCUGAUUCAGAUGAGUAUUACCUCAAUGGGAAUUACAUCAUUCAGUGGAACGGAGAGUAUGAGGCAGGUGGCACAAAGUUUUACUACGAGCGGAGCGGAAAUAUGGAGAAUCUCACCUCUGCAGGACCAACAACUGAACCUGUCCGGAUCCAGUUGUUGUUCCAAGAGCUGAAUCCUGGUGUCAAGUAUGAGUACACCAUUAAGAGGAGUCGCCCGCUGGGGAACGAUAUUCUGGAACCUGAAUAUAUCUGGAAAUACGGAGCAUGGACUGACUGCAGCACCACCUGUGGGCUUGGUGAGCAGCAUCAACCUGUGCGCUGUUUCGAGGCAGAGGUUGGCGUGGUUGAAGAAACACUAUGUGACCCCAGUACCCGUCCUGAUGACAAGCAUCGCAAGUGCAAGAACAUGGACUGCCCUGCGAGGUGGUGGCUGGGAGGAUGGCAGACAUGCUCGGCUACAUGCGGUCCCACCGGAGUGAGAAAGCGCACCAUACUGUGUGUGCGUACGGUGGCCGGAGAGGAACGCGUUCUGCACCCUGGGGACUGUAAGCAGCUGCCCAAAUCCAAAACUGUGUUACCUUGCAACCGAGAUGUACCGUGUGGGUCAGAAUGGACUGUGGGGAACUGGAGUGAGUGCUCUCUGUCUUGUAAUGGAGGAAUACAGUCCAGAACAGUCAAGUGCGUUGCAAAACAACCCAGCCAGUGCAACCCUUCCAGUCGACCUCGUUCCACAAACUUCUGUAACCUCCAGAGCUGCAGACCACAAUUCCGACCUAGAGUCCCUCCUAAAACCCCAACGCAGGCCCCCGGGACCCAAACACCAGGAUAUAGCACCACUAUCGUGCCUCCAAACACCUCUACUCCCAUUACAACACACACCAACACUUCCCCAACAUCCACAACAUCUGACAUCAUCCAUGAAGAUGACCGAGACUUUAUCUUGGUGAGGGAUGGUCACAAAGACAAUGAUGGUCGGGGAGCGGGUCCCUCAAAUACUAAAGACCGGGGAGCUCCUGAGGACGAGGAGGGAAGCACAGACCUGCAGCCUCCGGAUAAAAGCUACACAACGGGUUAUGAUUACAUAGUAGAAGAUCCAACCGGAGAAGAAAGAGCACGUGUGGAUGAUAUGUUUACCAGCACUCCUGAAGAAGUCCCCACAUCCACUGUCCGACCAACCACAACCCGAGCACCAAUGCAUACUAUCAUUGACACAACAAAACCAACCUCUACCAGUAGAACCCAAUACAUUGAUCUCACAACACAUCAAUGCACUAAAACAAGCCCAUUUGAACUAAAUACCACCCCAAAACCCAAAGUGCCACAUUUAAAUACUCAAAGUCCCCAAGCAACUUUUCCUACAGUGAAGAUACUCAGGAAGGCCUCACAAACACCGAAAGGUCCCAACAAAGGCAAGGCGCCUAAAGCUUUUAGGCAGAGGCCGGAGACGGCGAACACCACCGAUGAUGACUAUGGGAACCUGAAUGCACGAGAUCCCAUCAGAAGGAGUGCAUUUUGGGAAGUUGGCAACUGGAGUGAUUGCUCCACUUCGUGUGGUCUCGGAGCGGUAUGGCGGUCCGUAACCUGCAGCUCAGAGCGUGAGGAAGAUUGUGCCAGUGUGAAGAAGCCAGAACCUGCCCGACGAUGCAACCUGCGACCCUGCGCCAUCUGGAGGAGUGGUAACUGGACCAAGUGUCCUGAAGGCUGUGUGACUGAUAUGAAGCAUCGAGAAGUGCAGUGCAUCGACACCCAGAGCGGACGUCCAUUGAGGCCGUUUCACUGUCAGGCUCUUUCAAACAAACCCCCCAGCAGUCUGCCCUGCACCAGCCGGCCCUGCCUGCAGUGGACCAACUCGCCCUGGGGAGAGUGCUCUAAAAGUUGUGGGGAGGGAGUGAAGGAAAGACUUGUGCACUGCCCCGAGUAUCAGCGCUGUAACGUCACGCUCAAACCCACCAGCACUGAGUCCUGUCGUCUGCAGCCCUGCACCGGCUGGGAGACUGAAGCCUGGGCUCAGUGCUCCAGAAGUUGUGGUGGAGGGGUUCAGAAGAGAGCGGUGAGGUGCGUGAACCAGGAAUCCGGCGAGGAAGAAAAGACGUCACUGUGUGCGAAUAACAAUAAACCUGACAGUGUGAAGAACUGCAACCCAGAGGAGUGUAAAACUGAUUUAGGUCUGGUUUGCAAGAAAAACAGCAUGUCGACACGUUUCUGUGAGAAGCUCAAGCUGCUGGGUCGCUGCUCCCUGCGCUCCAUCCGCAAGCAGUGUUGUGUCACUUGUAUGAUGUAACACUUGCAGAGGUCAGGCUUGGGUCAUCUCAUCAAACUACUGGACUUGCUGAAGGCAGGGUUCACGGUGCUCUAGAAAUGCAGACGUCCCUCUCAAAUAUAUGAAAAUAUGAGGUUUUUACUUGAACAAAGGAUCCUGGGCAUGUUUCCCUCCAUUUUUUUUUUUCAAAGUGCGUCAUGAAAUGCAUCCGGACACAUCAAGCUGUAGUUACAGGAUUCAUCAUCAGUUAGACAGGUAACCUAUAUAUUGUUUUUUGCACUCAUUUUUGAAAA